AUGAACAACGGUGGUGAACAAUACUCUGCUAUUGAGACACAGUACAUAAGAAGACAUCACAAACAUGAUUUAAGAGACAAUCAGUGUUCCUCUGCACUUGUUAAACACAUCAAAGCCCCUGUUCAUCUUGUUUGGUCUCUGGUUAGAAGAUUUGAUCAGCCACAGAAAUAUAAACCAUUUGUUAGCAGGUGUAUUAUGCAAGGUGAUCUUGGCAUUGGAAGUGUUAGAGAAGUGAAUGUUAAAUCUGGUCUUCCAGCUACAACUAGUACUGAGAGGUUGGAACAGCUUGAUGAUGAAGAACAUAUUCUUGGUAUCAGGAUUGUUGGUGGUGAUCAUAGGCUCAGGAACUAUUCUUCUGUAAUCACUGUCCAUCCGGAGGUUAUUGAUGGAAGACCAGGUACAAUGGUGAUUGAAUCAUUCGUCGUGGAUGUGCCUGAAGGAAACACGAGAGAUGAAACGUGUUACUUUGUAGAGGCGUUGAUCAGGUGCAACUUGAGUUCUUUAGCUGAUGUCUCGGAGAGGAUGGCCGUGCAGGGUCGAACUGAUCCUAUCAAUGUUAAUCAAUAA
This is a messenger RNA of Lathyrus sativus (Indian pea), 567 nucleotides long. Lineage: Eukaryota; Viridiplantae; Streptophyta; Magnoliopsida; Fabales; Fabaceae. The record is from the annotation of a GenBank genome assembly.